CCUCCUCUUCUUCCUAUUCCUUCAGCUGCAGCUCCUUCUUCUUCCUCCUCCUUUUCCUUCCCUUUUGCAGCAACAGCAGGAGAAGCAGCAGCAGCAGAGCGUGGCAAGAAGCAGAAGCAGCAGCAGCAGCAGGUGUGAAGGAAGCUUUGUCUCUCCCUGGAAAAGCAACGGCUCUUAAGACAUCCAAAAACCAUCAUGGAGCUUUGCAAAGACACCACGGACUUUAUGAAGGUCCCGCUAUAGAAGAUCGAUGGCAGAUGCCUCCUGUGACUAAUGGGAUCUUUCCGCCGCGUUGGGUGAGAUGCCCGAAGCCAAAGUUCCCACUAUGGUGCAAAGAAAACUGCCUUUGUAAUGCUAGCCAUUCACGGCUGAGGAGCUGGAUCUAGCUAGACAGGUGCUACCUUGGUGGCUUCUUCCAACAUGACCAGUCCCCAGCCUCCUAUAGAAGGCGGAGUGUCAGAAGUUGAAAUAAUAUCCCAACAAGUAGAAGAAGAGACCAAAAGCAUUGCCCCGGUGCAGCUUGUUAAUUUUGCUUACCGGGACUUGCCGCUAGCCGCGCUAGACCUCUCUGUAGCAGGGUCCCAGCUCUUGUCAAACUUGGACGAGGAGUUCCAGAGAGAAGGGUCUAACUGGCUGAAGCCUUGUUGCGGGAGGCGAGCGGCGGUCUGGCAGGUCUUCUUGCUCAGCGCCAGCCUCAACAGCUUCUUGGUGGCCUGUGUGGUCUUGGUGGUCAUCCUCCUGACCCUGGAGCUCCUCAUAGAUAUCAAGCUUCUCCAGUUUUCAAGCGCCUCUCAGUUUGCUGGAGUCGUUCACUGGAUCAGCCUAGUUAUCCUCUCUGUGUUCUUUUCAGAGACUAUUUUGAGAAUCGUCGUUCUCGGUAUAUGGGACUACAUUGAAAACAAGAUAGAGGUUUUCGAUGGUGCCGUGAUCAUCCUCUCCUUGGCUCCGAUGGUGGCUUCGACGGUGGCAAACGGACCCAGCAGCCCCUGGGAUGCCAUCAGCCUCAUCAUCACGCUCAGGAUUUGGAGAGUCAAGAGAAUUAUCGACGCAUAUGUUUUGCCCGUGAAAGUGGAAAUGGAGAUGGUGAUCCAACAGUACGAGAAGGCCAAGGUGAUUCAGGACGAACAGCUGGAGAGACUCACCCAGAUCUGCCAAGAACAAGGGUUUGAAAUCCGGCAGCUGAGGGCUCACUUGGCUCAGCAAGACCUGGACUUGGCCGCGGAGAGAGCCGCGCUGCAGGUCCCGCACAUGCUCAACAAGCAGUCCAGCAACCGCUACAAAGUCGUGGCCGCCGGAGGGGACUCCGACGACGAAGCCACCGAGAACAUCGUGGAGCUGCGCCCGGCGCGAGAGGCAAUGGUGAAAGAUGACAUGAACAACUACAUCAGUCAAUAUUACAAUGAGCCCAGUAGCGACAGCGGUGUUCCCGGAGGUGCCAUCUGCGUCAUCACGACGGCUGCCAUCGACGUCCACCACCCCAACAUCUCCUCCGACCUCUUUACCGUGGAAGUGCCAAUGAAGAUCGUGGGGAGCAACGGAACGUCCACCAGCGUGGCCUCGGGCAGCGCCUCUCGCUCCACGGACAGCUCCGUCACGCGGGCGCAGAGCGACAGCAGCCAGACCUUUGGCUCCUCCACGGACUGCAGCACCACCCGGGAGGAGUCCUCCGAGUACUGCCCCUUGGAGCGGGCCGGUGUCCACGCGGCCAAAGGCAACCCGGCCGGCUCUUCGUCCUCCUCCUCCUCCUCCUCCGCCCACAGCAGGGUCAACAACGCCGUGGUGCAAGAACUGCUCUCGUCUCUGUCCGACGAUUCCUGCUUGACGCAGAAAAGACUAGACCCAGUCAACCUGAAACUGCCCAGCCCGGCCGGGUCGACCAAAGCCAGCCCCGAACUGGAGCACCGCAUGAACCUUUACAACAAGAAGAACCAGGAAAGCUUUGGCGUGUUUCAGAUCAAGCCGGUCAUCCACUUCCAGCAGAACGCGCCAAUGAUCGACAAGUAUACAUCUUUGGAAUCCAAAGAACAAAAGUUAAACAGGGUCCCAGAUUCAUAGUCCUUGUGUUGCCAUGGGGAGGGGGGGGGGUACAUUCAUAAAUGGAGGAGAGGCUUCACCUUUAAGGGGGGACUGCCAAACCAUCCCUGGGAGGGUCUUUUGCAUAGAUUGGAAUAAGAGGAAAAUUCAUUUUAAAAAAAAUGCAUGAGUUGGGAAAGCCAGCACGAGAAACGUUGCCAUUUCAACCAUACAAAGCCCUCAGGCUUCACCCCCCAAAGAAGAAAUGGGGCUGGGGAGAACCACUCUGUUCAAACAAAGACCUCAAAGAUGUAUAGAUUCUUAACACAUUUCUUUUUUUAAAAAAAGAACAACAAAAAAGGCAUACGUAAGUCCCACUAUUUUUAUGAAACUCUGGACAAUCUUCUAUCAGGUCAGGUUUCAGCAGGGUACAGUAUACACAGAGGUAAACAUCUCUCCUACGACAAUUUCUUACGGUUUUCCUUUGUACAUGACAGCUAUAAAAAAAAAACACCUUUGUAUAAA
This is a messenger RNA of Anolis carolinensis (green anole), 2538 nucleotides long. RefSeq names its product transmembrane protein 266 (gene tmem266). Gene Ontology annotation, biological process: transmembrane transport; monoatomic ion transport. Gene Ontology annotation, molecular function: voltage-gated channel activity; monoatomic ion channel activity. The record is from RefSeq and is a predicted model, not a curated record. Gene Ontology annotation, cellular component: plasma membrane; dendrite. Lineage: Eukaryota; Metazoa; Chordata; Lepidosauria; Squamata; Anolidae.